Molecule: messenger RNA, 579 nt
Organism: Arctia plantaginis
Lineage: Eukaryota; Metazoa; Arthropoda; Insecta; Lepidoptera; Erebidae
Source: the annotation of a GenBank genome assembly
AUGGUUACUGUAGACUUGUUUAAUAAUCUGAAUAGAAAAAAACUAAAAAAGACUAUUAAAUAUACCCCCGCUAUCAAAAAGUUUUGUCUGACACUGAAUUAUUAUGCUCCAAAAGCGUAUGACUACGUGAGACAAACUUUUAAUACAUGUCUUCCCCGUCCUAAGACUCUAUCUAAGUGGUAUGGCCAUAUAAAAGGAGAUCCAGGGUUUACUGAGGAAUCAUUUCAGGCGUUAAAAGCCAAGGCACAACUGAGCCAUCAUCGGCUUAUAUGCUCUUUGAAAUUCGAUGAGGUUGCUAUUAGGCGCCAGAAGAUAUGGGAUGGCAAGAAAUAUAUAGGCUUAGAAGACAUGGGAGCAGGGGCUGAAGAAGGUGCUGGUUUAGCUUCCCAAGCUUUAGUUUUUCUUAUUGUUGGCAUAAACCACCGCUUCAAACUCCCUUUGGGAUACUGUUUAAUCAACUCGUUAACAGGGGAACAGAAAGCAAAUUUGAUCAAAAUUUGUCUCACCAAGUGUUCAGAAUCUGACAUUGACGUGGUUUCUAUGACAUGCGAUGGCCACACAGCGAUUUUGCUACAUUAG